Messenger RNA from Girardinichthys multiradiatus, 6229 nucleotides. RefSeq names its product interphotoreceptor matrix proteoglycan 2a (gene impg2a). Gene Ontology annotation, biological process: visual perception. Bases 227 to 3607 code for a protein of 1126 amino acids. Lineage: Eukaryota; Metazoa; Chordata; Actinopteri; Cyprinodontiformes; Goodeidae. Gene Ontology annotation, molecular function: hyaluronic acid binding; heparin binding. The transcript is spliced from 22 exons. The record is from RefSeq and is a predicted model, not a curated record.
CUGGGCCAGGGGCUGGUCUCUACACUGUUACCCACACACCUUGCAGCUGCAGAGUGAACCAAGGAUAGGCUCCUUUGUCACAUUCUUUCUCAGCGUUAUUCUUUUGGAUCUGGAGAAUUUUGAACUAUGCAAACUCUUAAGCUGCUGUCUCAUCACUUGAGAGGAAAGACAUGUCUGCUUGAUCCUUUUCCGAGUCCUCGGAUCUAAACCCAGUCACGGAUUUAAUAUGAGCAGCCUUUCCUGGAGAUGUGUUUUCUGCUGUGCUCUCUUUAGUCUGACCUUCAUAAUUUUGGGCAGACUCACAGAUGCCACUCUGGAAGGCACCUCUAUGGGAUCUCUGGGUGAGCCUUAUUCUCAGGAGCCGGUGGCGUUCCCACAAAUCAUCCGGGUGUCUGAUGUGAAGGCAUCCCAAGACGGCCACUCGGUCACCUCUCGAAGGAAAAGGAAUAUCUUUUAUCAGAGUGGACUUCGACUGUGUGGACAAGAGACCGCUGAGGAAGUUGUUGCAAACCAUUUAGGCUACUUUUACCUCAGAGUGUGCCAGGAGACCGUGUGGGAGGCCUUCAAGAUCUUCUGGGACCGACUGCCCAGGCAAGAUGAGUACCAAAGCUGGAUGAACCAGUGCCAGGAAGGCACGGUCACUGUGCAGGAUAUUGGCAGAUACUUUAGCCAAUUAGAGGAGCAUCAAGCUCUGGUGUAUCAGAGAAUGUCACAUUCAGUUUUAAAAAGUGAGCCCACCAGGUCCUGGAAGCAUAUGUGCAGCACACCAACACCAGCGGGUUCAGAAAUUGUUGAAGCCCCUGAGUUAGAGAAUUUAGACAAAGGAAAGGAGAAUGCAGCCAUCAUUUCACCAGAGGUGGAAGACAGUCCACUGUCCAACGAAAUCCCCAUUCUGCCCACUGCUGCCACUGUGCUAGAGCAGGUGGUGGAGCUUAGCAUCCUCCUGACUGGAGAGGUCUUCAGCGACGACCUCAGAGAUCCAGCCAGCCUCAAGUUCCAGAUGCUCAGCAGAGACCUUGCGGAAAAGAUAGAAGAUGCUCUAGACGGGCUUCCUGGAUUUAAGAGUGUGUCUGUAAUUGACUUCAGACCACAGAAGGACACCCAGUGGAUGGAUGGCAUAGUGGUGGAUUAUGCAGUCACAGUAGUGGUGGAUGGAGCCGGAGUGAGCUCUGAACAACUGAACCACCUGACCCUGCAGUCCAACCUGGUGGAGAACUCGUAUCUUAAAGUCCAGGAGCCCCCCACAUCGGACUCCACCAUCAGUGAGAUUAAAAAUGUUUUCACCGAUGCCCAUCACAUCAUCGAGCUGAAGAGUGUGUCUGAGAUUCCUGAGCCUGUCAUCGCUGCAGACGGAGCAAUGGGCAUUGCUGUUAUUGACCUGUCAGAAGUCUUGACCCUGGAUGAUCCCACUGGAGAUAGAAACCUGCUCACACCAUCAGGAACCAACACUCUGGCAGCGGAAAAGGACAUUGUUAUUUUGGAGGAGAGUGAACUUAUGUCUCCCGAGGUGGCGCUCACUACCGAUCCACCUGAAGCUGGUAGCAUUGAGGAGGAAUAUCUGUCAGGGGAUCCUGCUCCAGAGACCAUCCCACCUAAAGAGCUCCUACCUGAACCUCUCUCCCCCGAUCUGCCAAAGAGCUCCACACUGCCUGAACCUCCAGUAGAAACUGAGGCCUCUGGGUCUGGCCGAGAUAACCUGGACAGUCUAAAUGAACCAUCCAUUGAAAAAGGCCAAAUGUCUCUUGUAGAAAAUGAGAAUGUUAAAUUAGAAGCUGAACCAGAGAACGUUGAUCUCACUACAACUUUUAAAGAGGAGCACCAGGAUGAGGUUGAGAUUACAGUGGAGCUUGAGAUCUCUACAGUUUUAACUAAAAAAGCUGUAGAAGAAGGCCACCCUGCUCUUUUACCACCCACAGAGACUGUGAAUAUACAAAGUGAAGUGUCAGAGCCUGAUGUAACCAGAACCACUCCGCAAUCUGAUGUUGAUGAACCUGUGGUUGGGCCACCAGAGGACUCAAACGAGGAGGGAAAAGACCCUGAUGGAGAUGUAGAUGUCAAUGGGCUGUUGACCUAUCCUGAUAAACCUGGAUUUGAUGAGAAAGGCUCUGACGAAAUAAUAGAGAGUGAUGGAAGUGAAGUGAAAGAUGGAUCUUUGGGUGAAGCCAUGAAUAUAGAGACACCAGAGAUCUUAGGAGAUCUUGUUGAGGAUGAGAUUUUACUGGUCAACAAAGAGAACCCAAAGUUAUCCAUGACAGAAUUUCCACGCCAUCCCUUGCCAACUGCCCUGUCUCCAGAGAAGGAAUUCCCUUUUACCAUGAUCUCCUCCAUUAUCCCAGACUCUGACGCCCCACAAGACACAGCCAUCACUGCAUUGAUGAAGACCACUCAUGAAGACCUAGAUGAUGCCAUCGCUGGAGAUCGUGGAUAUGACCUAAUUCCUUAUGAUUAUGGUUUGACAAACCAGACAGAGGAGGGCAGCACUGGAUCCCCAUUCAGUGUGGCCCAAGGCACAGACCAAGCCAGCAUUGCCAUGCCUAUAAACCCUAGGCGAGCUCUGAUAGUUUUCUUCAGCCUGAGAGUGACCAACAUGGUAUUUUCUGAAGAUCUCUUUAACAAGAGCUCCCCAGAAUACAAGGCUUUGGAGCAACGCUUCCUAGAACUGCUCGUGCCCUACCUUCAGUCCAACCUGAGUCACUUUGAGAACUUGGAGAUCCUGAACUUCAGGAACGGGAGCAUUGUGGUUAACAGCCGGAUGAAAUUUGGGAAGCCGGUGGCCCGUGGCGUCACCACCACUGUGUAUCUCAUCCUGGAGGACUUCUGUAACACAGCUUACCAGACCAUGAAUCUAGCCAUUGAUAAAUACUCACUGGAUGUGGAGUCAGGUGACCAAGCAGACCCUUGCAAGUUCCAGGCUUGUAAUGAGUACGCACAAUGUAAAGUGAACAAGUGGUCAGGGGAGGCGGAGUGUGUUUGUAAUGCGGGCUACUUCAGCGUGGACGGCCUGCCGUGUCAGAGCAUCUGCGAGCUGCAGAGCGACUUCUGCCUCAAUGAUGGCAAGUGUGACAUCAUCCCUGGCCAGGGAGCCAUCUGCAGGUGCCGUGUUGGAGAGAACUGGUGGUACAGAGGUGAACACUGUGAGGAAUACGUGUCUGAGCCACUGGUAGUUGGCAUAGCCAUAGCUUCUGUUGCUGGUUUCCUGUUUGUGGCGUCUGGAGUGCUGUUCUUCCUGGCCAGGACGCUACGGGAUCAGUAUGACAAGGAGGAGUCUGAAGAUCCUGUACGGCGAUUAGAAAGUCUACCAUCAUUGGAAAGGGCGACCAAAUACAACCCCAUGUAUGAAAGUGAAGCUACAACAGGUUACAGCCACUACUACCGUCGAUAUCCUGAAGCACCUGUGUACAGUAGUGCCAGCGCUGAAGCAUCUACUGACUUCAGCAGUGAGGAGAUACGACACAUCUAUGAAAACAGUGAGCUCACCAAGGAGGAAAUCCAAGACAGGAUACGCAUCAUCGAACUCUAUGCUAAGGACCGGCAGUUUGCAGACUUUGUGCGGCAACAUCAAGUAGUCCUGGAUACCCGCAGAGAAAGCUCCUCCACGCACACAUGAAACUGUGAACAACAAGGUACUGUAGGAACACAUGUCCUGAUCAGAAAUGAAGCUCCCUGUCUGAUCACCAUGCCCCUCAUAGUCCGGACUGUGUUUAGAUUAUUUUCAGCACUUUUGUAAACGUGACAGUAAGUCUGCAUCCAUCCCCCUUUGCAUGGGCAGGUGUUGACCAUUCUUCCACGUACCUCGGUGCCUUCUCCUGACUGGGCAAGCCUCCUGUGACGUUACGGCCCGUUUCUGUUCAUGUUUUUGAUGCUUAACUGCCACACUGUUGGUAAAACUGGGUCGCAUCCUGUUACUUGAACAGAAACGUAAAGACUAAACCAGCAAGUAACUUAUUGUUUAGUGGGGUAACUAUUUAUUUGCACCGUCUUCUAUCUGCUUUCUCUUAAAGGGGAAGAAUAUAAAUUGUAAUGUGUUUAUAUAGUUAAACCGACAUUUGUCUAUCAGUGAUAUACUCUGUUUAUGAUCUUUGUAAUUCUCAGAUUUAUUUCUUAGCUCUAUCAGAGAGCGAUUAAAAAAGGUUGUUUUUUGUAGAUGUUGGUGCUAUUUUACUGUAAAAAGCUCCUUGAAAUGUAUGAUGUCUUUGUUGUUUUAUUUACAUUUUAAAGCCAGCACCAAUAGAUGGACUCUGUUGUAGAACAAAUGUAUAAGUCAAUGUUUUGCAGUUUGGUCUGUUUAGGUCAAAUUUGCCAAAAUGUACGUGAUGUGGACUCCUGAAAACACUGACAUGCAAAACGUCAAAUACAGGGAUUUUUCUCAUUUUAUCACAUUACAACCCCAAAUGUCAAUCAAUAUUAAUGGUAAUUAUUAAGUAUUGCAUACAUUGGAUACAUGCAUUUUGUCUGAAAUUGGAAUAAUAUGGUGUGCAUAAGUAUUCAGUCCCCUUUAAUCUAAUAUCCCAUAAUAAAUUCCCGUGCAACCAAUUGCAUUCCAAAAUCACCUAUUUAGUAAAUAGUCUAUCUGCGUGCACCUUAAAUGAAGUUGGAAUCUAGCUCUUCUAUGAGGGCCUCGGGGGUGUCUUGAAGCCUAAGGAACACAUUAGACAGAUCAGGGUUAUAGUUGUGGAGAAGUUUAAAGCAGGAUCAGGUGGACCAACUGCAGUAAUACCAAGACACGGUCCACCUGUAAUGACUGUGCAUGGAGAGCAUUAAUCAGCAAAGCAUCCAAGAGGGAAAUCUGGACCAGCUACAGGGAUCCACAAUGCAGGCGAGAGAACCUGCUGCCAGGACAUUACAGGCCUAAAUACAUAAUUGCCUACAUGAAACAUGGUGGUGGCAAUAUCAUGCUGUGGGGAUACUUUUCUUCAACAGAGAGAGCAAAAGACUUGUUGACCUGUUGUGGAGGUUCACCUUCCAGUAGGACAAAGCCAGGGUUUCAAUGAAAUGGCGUAAAUCAAAGCACAUUCAUGUGUCAGAAUAGCCCAGUCAAAGCCCAGAUCUAAAUUCAGUUGAUGAUCCAAUCUAAGUCUUUAGAUCUGCCAAAACCUCAGGGACAUUCCCCAAUAAACCCGUAGCUGUAAUAGCACCCCAGAAUGGACUCGAAGAUGCCAAAAACAUAUCCACAACACACUUUUCAGACUUUUCUCGUAAAAUGUUUUCAAAAGCAUUUAUUUUCAUUAUACUUCUCAGCUAUUCUCCACUUUGUGUUGUGUUUAUCACUAAAAUCCUUUUAAAAUACAUUGUACCUGUAACGUGGCAAAUGUGAAAAAACUCAAGGGGUAUAAAUUCCUGUGCAAAGCACUUUAGUUUUGUUUGAGCGCCUAUUUUUGGAAAAUAUAAAGCGACAAUAAGCUGCACUCUUCAGAAAUCUAAAAGUAGUAGUCUACCGUCUUAGUGAUGGGGUUUGUUUCAGAUGUUUUCCUCCUCCCAGGUGAGUCCUCUGCCUUUUCCAUGGAUCUUUGUAGAUAAGGCGUUCAGCCCUGAGGGUUGAAUGUUGACAGUAACCCACAUUUAACACAACUCAGAGUCCAGGAAAAGCAAAAAACACAGCUUGAUAAACAACAGACACAAGAUUUUCUUAGAAAUCUCAGUACUGCUCUCUGUCUUUUCAAUCUGAAACCUGCUGGUGGACUAAUUCCAGUUUUUUUCUCUGGUAUUUGUAAACUUUCUUCUGGAUUUGUUAUCCUUGACCCCCAUUCAUUCAUGGAGUGGCCCUUCACAUCUGCACCUGGUUAUGUUCUGGUUGUGUAUGCUGUCAGCCAGUAUAAGCGUCGGCCAUGUCUGGAGGUCACAGCCCCACACAUCGAUCACGCUUUGGCUUCUUGUUAUGAAUAUAUCUUCUACUAGACGUCUACCCAAGUGAAAAUAAAUUUUUGGAGCAGACCUCUGUGUCACUGUCAUGCCUUUUGUAAUCAGUCAGUUCAGUUUUAUUUUCAUAUUUUUUUGUGCAUGCAUCAGGUGGAUGUUGCUGUCCUUCAGCAACGGCCACCUGGUUAAACCACAGUGGUGGGCACUCAUUUAAAACACACUGCAAAUAUAAUCAGUCACUGUGGCAUUGGUUCUAAUUCCUGUCUGUCUCCAGUUUCUCUUUGUUUUAUAUUGAUGACUGUAACCAGUUGAAUCAUCUUGUGCAGCUGUAAUGGGUAAAAAAAUAAAUAAAUGCUUUAUAUAAACUGCUGAA